AUGAGAGAUAGCCGCCUACAUCAUAACGCCACUCCUACCAAACCGGUCCACUUCCUGUACGAUAUAGCGAUCUUCGACGAGGGUGCUGCACUACGCUUGAUUGGGACAGAUGUCUUCACACGGGAAGGAGGUGACAGAGAAAAUGCUACCAAUGUGGCUGUCCUUAUCGCUGAUGGGGGACCAAAUGAGGAGGUUGACUACACAUAUGUUGAAGCAAAGAAACUGAAAGACAGUGGGGUCCGUAUCAUAGUGCUGGCCAUUACUUACUAUACAGACAUAUUUGCAACAAUUGCGUCAGCGCCGACAUCUGACAACGUUAUUUUCAUUGAUCGUUUCAGCCAGCUCGACAGCGUUCACAAAACUCUGUACAGUUCUGUAUGUAGAGUGGGGACUGCUUCACCAACAGGCACCAAGACUGCGACGAAGUCAGGAACCACUAGGACAUCGGCAACUAAAUCCACAUCGGACAGUACAACCAACUCUGCGUCAAUAACUGACACCACGCCCUCACAGAUUACUACAAUUACAACGGCUACAACUUCAACAUCGACAACAUCAAUCGCCCCUGUUUCGACGACUACAAUCAGAUCUACUUCCAACAAAACCCCAACGACACCAACGACACCAACGACACCAACUCGAGAUAAAGCAACGCCGACAACUACACCAAUUGCACCCAUGGUCACCAAUCCCUUUGCAACCACCAACACUACUGGGAGCAGCACUUCAGUUCCAGGACGCGUCAACGUCAGUGGUGGAGUCACGGCGACCAUAACAGCUGCACUACAAACAUGUUACGACCGAUGUGCGAGACCAGUAGGGGCUACAUCUACCCUUUUUAACGCCAUACGCAGCCUGCGCCUCGAUAAGGAAGACCUCUCCAAACAACGUCGUGAGAAAACGUCUGCAUCCGAUGUCAGACCGUCGGCGACUAUUGUCGCAACUCUGGUUCUUGCUAUUGUCUGGACGCCCAUACUAGGUCUGGUCAUAUGGGAUCUGAUCGAUCUUUGUCGCAACAGACACAUUUGA
Molecule: messenger RNA, 1029 nt
Organism: Haliotis rufescens (red abalone)
Lineage: Eukaryota; Metazoa; Mollusca; Gastropoda; Lepetellida; Haliotidae
Product: cell wall protein DAN4-like
Exons: 3
Coding region: 1-1029 (342 amino acids)
Source: RefSeq, a predicted model, not a curated record